Messenger RNA from Recurvomyces mirabilis, 2256 nucleotides. RefSeq names its product SCF ubiquitin ligase complex subunit (gene GRR1). Bases 1 to 2256 code for a protein of 751 amino acids. The transcript is spliced from 2 exons. Lineage: Eukaryota; Fungi; Ascomycota; Dothideomycetes; Mycosphaerellales; Teratosphaeriaceae. The record is from RefSeq and is a predicted model, not a curated record. Gene Ontology annotation, cellular component: cytoplasm. Gene Ontology annotation, molecular function: protein binding.
AUGUCGCGACCAGGCCGGCAGCUGCAGCGGCUGAGCAGCGACUCAAGCUCCAGCAGCUCCUCCACCUCUCCCGAGCGCGGCGUGGACGACGACAAUGAUUCCUUCAUGCUGCAAGCGAACGACUCGCAGUCCUCGCUCGGAAUAGAGGUGGACCAGGAACCAUCACAUGACGUCGCAGCACGGCUUGCAUACGAAGAACGAUGCCGCGUUUCGCCAGUCGCACGACUGCCAGCAGAAUUACUGAUAAGCAUCUUUGCUCGGCUCAGCGCCAGCAGUGAUCUUAUGAGCUGUAUGCUUGUGAGUAAAGAGUGGGCGCGGAAUAGUGUGGGCUUCUUAUGGCAUCGGCCGGCGAUGAGCAAGUGGGAGUCUAUACAGUCCGUGGUCAAGUCGAUAAGGAGGGCCGACAAGUUCUUUGCAUAUCAGGAUCUGGUCAAGAGGUUGAAUAUGAGUACAUUAGCUGCCCAGGUGGGCGAUGGAUGUCUGAUGGGCAUGGUGGAGUGUAAGAGGGUGGAACGGCUGACGCUUACGAACUGCACGAAACUUACGGACACUUCGCUACGGCCUCUGAUUGACGGGAACAGAAGUUUGCUGGCUCUGGACGUCACAGGUCUCGAUCAGGUGACGGACGUGACGAUGAUGGCGGUGGCGGACAAUUGUCUACGGCUGCAAGGGCUGAACGUAACGAGCUGCAAGAAGAUUACAGAUGCUUCUAUAUCAGCUGUUGCGAAGAGCUGCCGCCAUGUCAAGAGAUUGAAGUUCAACAAUUGUUCACAACUUACGGACAAGGCGAUCAUGACUGUGGCUGCGCAUAGCUCGCAUCUGCUGGAGAUUGAUCUGCAUGCUCUACUGAACAUUGAGAGCCCUGCCAUUACUGCCCUUCUCACGUCCUGCCCGCAUCUGCGAGAAGUGCGGCUAGCACACUGCACGCGAAUCAACGACUUCGCAUUCCUGGACAUCCCGAGCAAUCCCGAAGCACCAUUCACCCUAGACGCUCUCCGCAUACUUGACCUGACAGACUGCAACGAGCUAGGCGAUAAGGGCGUCGAGAAAAUCAUCGAAACAUGUCCACGACUCCGCAAUCUAAUCCUCGCAAAGUGCCGCCACAUCACCGACCGAGCCGUCCUGGCAAUCACCAAGCUAGGCAAAAAUCUCCACUACAUCCACCUCGGCCACUGCCAACGAAUCACGGAUCUAUCAGUCGAAGCGCUCGCAAGAUCCUGCAAUCGUAUACGAUAUAUUGACUUGGCAUGCUGCAGCAAUCUCACUGAUGUUAGCAUUACGAAGCUGGCGAGCUUGCCGAAGCUGAAGAGGAUAGGGCUGGUGAAGUGUGCGGGGAUUACGGAUGCGAGUAUUUAUUCGUUGGCUAUGGGGGAGGUAAAAAAUGGAAAGAGGGUCAAUGGGGCGAGUGUGCUUGAGAGGGUACAUUUGAGCUAUUGUACUCUUUUGACACUUGAUGGCAUCCGUGUCCUCCUAACGAAUUGCCUAAAACUCACCCAUCUCUCCCUGACAGGCGUCCAAGCCUUCCUCCGCGAUGACCUCCUGGCCUUCUGCCGCGAAGCCCCAUCCGAAUUCAACGACCACCAACGAGACGUCUUCUGCGUCUUCUCCGGCACUGGCGUCGGUCGUCUGCGCGAGCAUCUCAAGAACGAGAAGGCGGCGCAAGUCAUUGGCGACACGGACUCUGUCACACCAAGCAUGGGCGACCGUAUCGAUGAUGACUUGGGACUGGACGGCGAUGGUGACGAUGAGAACACUGGUGUCGAUAGUGAUGGGAGUAACACUCCCGUCAUCAGUCUCGACGUCCACGGAUCGCACCGGGAUGGCCAGACGCCUAUCCUCCACGGACCGAGUUCGGGCAGCAAUUCGGGGGUAUUAUUUGCCGCUGGCCAGCACCAUCACGGCUAUCAAUAUCAGCCACACCUCUACCCCUGGACCUCUUCCGCUCACGCCGGACCCAGCGACCCAUCAGGCGCCGCGGCAAAUUUUAGUCAAAGUGCGCCGGCUUCUACGAGUUUCAUGCCUUAUACUUUCUGGUCCCACGGCAGUAAUCACGGUGGUGUGGGGAGUUCGAGCCAGGCGCCACAGUCGGUGUAUCAUGAUCCCAGUCACGGUAUGGGGGCGAUGGAUGUGCCGGCUGGAAAUGGUGGACAGGGUGGUGGUGCGCAGCAUGUCACGGGCAUGAUGAGUGCGGCUGUCCUCGAUGAUGUUGAUGAAGGGGAUGAGGCGUUUGGGGAGGGGAGCGAGAUUAUUGAUUAG